AUGGAUACUAGAGAAAAUUAAUUUGAGGAGGAAUUAUAAAAGAUAAAACAAACAGUGAAAUAGCAUGAUAGUGAUGAAUUGAUCUUAAAAAUUAAUAAUCUUAAGCUUGAUAAUUAAUUUAAAGACUCAAUUAUCUUCAACUUGGUUUAAAAGAUGGAUGUUAAAGCUGUUAUGGAAAAAGUUUAUUUAAAUGAGUUAGAAACUAUAGAAUCCUACCCAUAAUAAUUGAAAUAUUAUGUUCAUUUUCCAUAUCUUCUCCAUGGUACUUUAGUGAUAUUAUUUUAUCUUAGAUACAAAAAGCUCUUAAAUCCCACUAAUACUAUAAGUGUUUUGUGUGCUAGUAGUUUGUUAAAUGAAUUUGGUAGAUAUAAAAGAGUUUAAGCAACAAACCCUUAGAAUUUUAUUAAAUAUAAAGAAGCUAGUGAAAAUUAUAAUUACUUAAUGGAUUAAUAACUCUAUAAAGGAGGAAUAAGCUUUAAAGAUGUAAUGAAAUAUUACUUUAAAAUCGAUAUAGAUUCAACCUACAAAAGACUAAAGCAUAUGAUGUUUGAUGAUAUAUUAAAUGAUGAUGUUAUUACAACUUAAUUUUUCUGA
Molecule: messenger RNA, 594 nt
Organism: Tetrahymena thermophila SB210
Lineage: Eukaryota; Ciliophora; Oligohymenophorea; Hymenostomatida; Tetrahymenidae
Exons: 3
Source: RefSeq, a predicted model, not a curated record